This is a messenger RNA of Bombyx mandarina (wild silkworm), 2427 nucleotides long. RefSeq names its product GDP-fucose transporter nac (gene nac). The record is from RefSeq and is a predicted model, not a curated record. NCBI's taxonomy places the organism in Eukaryota, Metazoa, Arthropoda, Insecta, Lepidoptera, Bombycidae.
GUAGGUAGGUACGGUAGUAAAGUAGACCGGUAAUCAAAAUAAUGAUAACAAUAAAACGAUCGCAGAGCUAACUUUAUGAUCAGUAAAUUUUCUUUAAAGCAAUAUUCGUGUCACAAAUUUAUCCAUUUUAUUUUGACACUCUUCUAUCUAUCAAACUAAAAUACUAUUUUUAUAUUUGAGUAAAAAUUGCUUCGUGUCCUCGAGGUAUGUAGUUUUAUCAAAAAUAAAGGAGUUCUAAAUAAACCAACGUUUAUAGUUCUCGUCAUCGUUUCUCUAGAACUGUACUUACUUUAAAGUAGCAACAAUAUUUUUAAUACAAUUAAGGUUUCUGAUCCUGACACAUAAUGAAGUCUCAGCAAUCGGAAUUAUGUUCUCUCUAUACCAAGAUAUUCGUAGUGGUUUCUUGUUACUGGGUGGUGUCAAUAGUGACAGUAUUUGUUAAUAAGACACUAUUCAGCAGUCAAACAGUGGCUCUUGAGGCGCCUCUAUUCAUAACUUGGUUCCAGUGUAUAAUUUCAUUCUCAAUUUGUUUUACAUUGAGUCAAAAUGGUGGAGUUCCUGGUAUAUUUUCCUUUCCAAAAGGAACACCUUGGAGUAUGGACGUCAUGAAAAAGGUGAUUCCACUGGCAAUAAUGUAUACUUUGAUGAUAGCCACAAAUAAUUUGUGUUUGAAGCAUGUAGGAGUACCGUUCUAUUAUGUAGGAAGAUCUCUGACCACAGUCUUCAAUGUUGUAUUUAGCUGGAUAUUAUUAAGACAGGCAACAUCGUCCAGAUGUAUUUUGUGCUGCGCCUUCAUUAUAUUCGGAUUCUAUCUUGGAGUUGAUCAAGAAAACUUAUUAGGGUCAUUUUCCCUUAUAGGAACAAUCUAUGGAGUGGUUGGUUCCCUCAUGCUAUCCUUGUACUCUAUAUUCACAAAGAAGGUUUUACCAUAUGUUAACCAAGAAGUAUUGUUAUUGUCGUACUACAAUAAUGCAUACUCCAUAAUACUUUUCAUACCGCUAAUGUUAAUCAACGGAGAAAUGACAGUUUUGAUGAACUACACUAAUUUCCAAAGCACCUACUUCUGGUUUCAAAUGGUAAUAGGUGGUCUAUGCGGUUUUGCAAUAGGAUACUGUACUUCUCUACAGAUAAAGGUGACAUCACCCCUGACACACAAUAUAUCUGGCACAGCAAAGGCUUGUGCGCAAACGGUGAUCGCGACGCAGUGGUACAACGAAAGUAAAAAUGCGCUUUGGUGGACGUCCAAUUUAAUAGUACUAGCCAGUUCAGCUUUAUACGCAAGAUUCAAGCAGUUGGAGAUGGAAGUUAAAUCAAAGACGCCAGUGCCUGAAGAAAAACAGAGCUUAGUAUAAAUUUAUUUAGGUAUAUCCUUUUUUUUGUGUCCUAAUACAUUCCGUUAUUAGUUAAAUGUUGAGAAAUUUUAUUUACAAAGUGGUUAUCGUUAUAGUUACACCGUCAAUGUGUCGUUCUACGCGUGACAAAUUGAGUCUGACACUAUCGUCCGACAACGACUAAGAAUCAUCAAUUUUUCAAAAUUUUAUUUAGUUAAUAUGUAUAUGUUAUUCUUAAACACUAUACAACCAAGAAGUCUCCCUGAAAAAUAAGUUAGAAAUAGUGUAGAGGAAUGAGAAUUUUUUUUAAAAAAUCCGUCUCAAUAUCUACCUAGAUGUGUACACUUACUUACACUUAGUCUUGUGCUAUGAAGCCUUAUAGGAAUAGAUAGAUAGGCUUAUAGAAAUAUAUAUAAAUUAUAUAUAGAAAGUAAGUGGGUAGGGUAGGUUCUUAUUUGCUUCUAUAUUUUUUAUACCUGUUUUUUUUUUAUCUGACUGACGCGAUGUCACAGGUCGCAAUCCAAUAGCAUCCGAAACAUAUACAUACUGAAAAUAUGUCUGAUUUUUGUCAGAUAGCUAAAUAUUAGUGUAGCUGUCUCAAUGCCAGAUUGUUUCUUUCAGACGAGAGAAUAUUUAGUGUAUUAAGUAUAUUGUCUAUAAUAUUAAGCAUAUUAUCUAUACACGAGAGCAUAAUGUGUCUAUAGCAGUGAUUCUGAACCUUUUUUUUGUUGCGGCACAUAUUUAACGAUUUGAAAAUUUGGCGGCACACAAAGAAAAAGAUAAAAGUUAUUUACUUACUAUUGAAUCACAUACAUUUGCCAAUUUUAACGAAAGAAAAGGUGCAGUAACUACUAUGCAACACCUUGUGAAUCCCAACUAUCACUAAAACAACACGUUUUGUACGCAGAAAUGGCAAGUGUGCGCCGACUUGAGACAUAUUCCUAUUGCUAUGCACGCCGCUUCAUCAUAAUUUGGCACUAAGAAAAACCGCGUUGCAAAGCAAAUAAUAAAAUAAUUUAUUUUUUUGUGGAUUUAAAUAUAUAUUCAUGUUAAAAAUAUUUUUCUUUUUAAAUGAUAUAAUUUAAUAAUAUUAACA